This is a messenger RNA of Monopterus albus (swamp eel), 4504 nucleotides long. It is a transcript of the gene tex2, whose product is annotated as testis expressed 2. NCBI's taxonomy places the organism in Eukaryota, Metazoa, Chordata, Actinopteri, Synbranchiformes, Synbranchidae. Gene Ontology annotation, molecular function: lipid binding. Gene Ontology annotation, cellular component: endoplasmic reticulum. The coding region runs from base 250 to 3807 and encodes 1185 amino acids. The transcript is spliced from 14 exons. The record is from RefSeq and is a predicted model, not a curated record.
CUCGGCAGCCCGCCGUGCUCCUUCCGCCCCGGGCUGCAGACAUCAGCGCUCCACGCAGGGAUCCUCUCCACAUUACGCAGAUACAAAGCCUGGAUGUAGAGCGGACCAGUGGCCUGCAGAUAAAGAUAAAUAACGACGUGUUAACAACAUGGUCCAUCGCUCUGCUGUGUGUGUCAGUGCAGGUUGUGCUGCAGGAGGAGAUUGAAUGCCUCUAAAAUCUCAAGGCAGCGUGCCCUGUGCAGGGUGGUGAUGAGCAGUCAGGGCAGCAGCAGGGGAUGUGGCCAGCAUGCUGACACUCCUCCCACAUGUCACAUCCCAGGACCCAAGCUGCAGGUGCAGCGCUCCCUCUCUCGUGACACCAUCACCAUACACUUCUCUGCUCUGGGGAAGGAAGAGGAUGAUGAGGAAGAGGAGCUCUAUGGGGUACCUGCUGGAGCAAAAUCUGGGCCUCAUGGUGCAGAGGGACUUCAUGGUUUUGAAGCUGAUGACCAGUCUGUUGCCACGGGCUUGGAAGCGAAAGAGGACCUGCUAUUUGAAUCCACAGGAGUGGAGACUGCCUCUGGAGCAGCUGUGUUCCCUGUUUCAUCCACCACCCUGUCUGUGCAGCCCUCAGACUGUCACUCACACACACCCUCUCCAGCCAUGACCUUUAUCCCCACCUCCACCCACUCCCACCUCAGCUCCACCCCACCUGCCAGCUCCCUGUGGUCCUCUGACAGGCCCUCGGCCAAUCCCCCUUCCACAAGUUCCAGCUCCUCCUCCCCUUGCAAGUCUGCAGCACUGUCAUCCUCCAAGCCAUUCCUUAGCCUCGUCAGGUCUUUAUCCAGUGACGUUGAGUCUCGAGAAACCACACUUGCCACUGUCACACCAUCACACACACGCCACAGACACUUAAUGAAAUCUUUUGUUAAAUCUUUGUCCACGGACACCUCAAAGGCUGAACAUCAGGAAGGACCAUUCCAUCACUAUCUUCAUCAGCCGCAGCAGCAAAUACAGCCAUCCCAUCGGUCUGCACCUCGCAACAUGCAGCUCUUCAAGCAGUUUUCCCAGCCUCGCUUGUCCUCCAGCCCAGUCGUUGUCACUCAAGCAGGUGGAGACUCCAAAACAGCCCCUUCUUCCCCUGUCAUGUCACCAGAUGGUAGGUCAUUCUUUAAUGUCCAAGAGGUGGAGGCCAAGAUAGAAGAUACCAAGCGGCGGCUGUCAGAGGUGAUGUCAGACCCCCUACAGCUUUUUAGUAAGAUCAUGGGGGAUGAGUCUGGUGUUGGAGCUAUUGGGAGUGCCACUCAUCGCUCCAAAUCUCUGUCCUCCAGUGCGUCAGAGCUCAGUGGAGUGACAGCAGUAAACGGACACACAGAAGGUAACAACAACUACAGCAUCAAGGAGGAGGAGGGGGCAGAAGGGGAAGAAGAUGAAGAAACCCCCACAGGCAAAGGCCCUGACUCAGUUUUUAUCUCCCUCCCAUCACUGGCACCAGCUCCUGCCUUUACCCAGGCCUCCUCAUCCACUCUCCACAAGUCUCCUUCACUCACUCUGGGCCGCUGCUCUAUGUCAGCGCUGGUAGCUCGACAAGAAGAUGAGGACUUCUGUGAAUUGUACAGUGAAGACUUUGAGCUAUGUACUGAUACAGAGACGCCAGAUGGGGAUCGUUUUGGAUCCCGACGGCCCCAUACUGGUAGUACUGGUUUAUGUAGUGAACUUGAUAUGGAGGAAGAAGAAAAGCCAGAGGAGGAGGUGGAGGCUGUGCCUGUGACUGGCCUCAUCUUCUUAACACAGAUGGUGUACUGGUACUCAGUCCUUCCAGUGCCACCCUCUGUGUGUGCUGUGGUGCAUGGGAUAGUAGCUGGCUUCUUCUUGGCCUUGCUGGUCCUUUGGCUGUCAUCUCCUCAGCACUCUGCAUCAGGGACGAGAGGAGGGAGGCGAAGAAUAGAGCACUGGAACGUGGCCCAGCUGGAUAUCAAAGAACCAGGAAUAUUCAAGGGCUGGAUGAAUGAGAUCCACAGCUACGAUCCAGAGAUGUACCACGCCACCCUGACCCACUCUGUUUACGUCCGUCUAGAGGGCUCCGUCUUACGUCUGUCCAAGCCCAACCGGAAUAUCUCCCGCCGUGCCACACACAACGAGCCUAAACCUGAUGUCACCUACAUCAGCCAGAAGAUCUAUGACCUGACUGACAGCAAGAUUUACCUGAUGCCCAAGAGCUUGGCUAGAAAGAGAGUUUGGAACAAGAAGUACCCCAUUUGCAUUGAGCUGGCCAAGCAGGAGGACUUCAUGUCCAAGGCCCAGGGAGAGAGGCCCGAAGCUGGGGAGGACAAAUUAACAGGACUGGGCGAAAAGCUAGAGCGAAUGGACAAAGGUGAGAAAGCUGAAGUAUCAGGAUCGGCUGAGGAGCCCAAAAGACCAGCUUCUGGAGGAGGGGAUCUGACAAUCUACCUGUUUGGGAGGACGGGUCGGGAGAAGGAAGAGUGGUUCCAGAGAUUUCUUGUUGCGUCCCGAAUGAAGUCAGAGGGGAGAGGCAGCAAUCUGCAUGGCAUCUGCAAGAGCGCCUUCUUGCCCACCCACACCCGCAGCGGCAGCACCCAGUCUAGUGGAGGCCUGGAGGCUGACAGCAGGAGCAGUAGUAGAGGAAGCCUGGAGGAGCUCCCUCAGUCACGCCACAGAGAGACCCCCUCUGCUUUCUCCUUUGGCUCUACUGGAGGAAUGAAGCAGAAGAUGCUGCUGGACUAUAGUGUCUAUAUGGCCAAAUAUGUCAACCCCCAAGCACCACUGAGAAGCCCAGCUGCUACGGACAGCCCUGGGAACAGCCCCGAGAGCAGCCCCAAGACCACCAAAAAGUUACACAGGAGUUCAGAAGAGACGGUGGAACCUGAGGCUUGGGUCAAUGCUUUUCUGGGAAGGAUAUUCUGGGAUUUCCUGGGAGAGAAGUACUGGGCCAACGUUGUCUCUAAAAAGAUCCAAAUGAAGCUCAGCAAAAUCAGACUGCCAUAUGUUAUGAAUGAGCUGACUCUGACAGAGCUAGACAUGGGCUUUUCCAUACCUAAGGUCCUCCAUGCCUCCAGACCCUCUGUGGACCACCAAGGCCUGUGGUUUGACCUGGAGGUCUCCUACACCGGCUCCUUCCUCAUGACACUAGAGACCAAGAUGAACCUAGCCCGUCUGGGGAAGGAAGGCGAGGGCCUCGGGGAGCAUGGGAAAGAAUGUGAUUGGCCCAGGCCACGGACAUACUGUCUCGCAGACAGCGACGAGGAGUCGUCUAGUGCUGGCUCGUCAGAUGAGGAGGAUCCUCCAGAACUCCUCAGUGACAAACAUGUUCUGCCUGGAGGCGAGGGCUAUGUGGGAGGCCACAGGCCCAGCAAGAUCAUGCGCUUCGUGGACAAGAUAGCCAAGUCAAAGUAUUUCCAGAAAGCAACAGAGACAGAGUUCAUUAAGAAAAAGAUGGAGGAGGUGUCCAACACACCUCUGCUGCUCACCGUGGAGGUGCAAGAGUGCCGUGGGACACUCGCUGUCAACAUCCCACCUCCCCCCACGGACAGGAUAUGGUAUGGUUUCCGGAAUCCACCUCACCUGGAGCUAAAAGCACGGCCUAAACUGGGGGAGAGAGAGGUCACUCUAGUUCAUGUGACUGACUGGAUCGAGAAGAAACUGAAUCAAGAGUUCCAGAAAAUAUUUGUGAUGCCAAACAUGGAUGACGUAUGGCUACCCAUAAUGCACUCUGCAAUGGACACACGCUCAAGUGCCAGCUUGGUUACUGUGAAAAAUGAUGGCUUGAAGGACCCAGAACCCGAGGACUCUGAGGUCUCUGACAAGUGAAGACGGCAGGUCAAACACCGAUGGACUUUCAAUCACCUUGGCAAUAUGACAAGUAGCCCCCUCCCUCAGAAACAGUGGGUGCAGAAAUGGGCCAACUCUCCAAUAGUUUUACCCAUAUCCCAGUCCCAUUGUUGCUGUAGUCUGUGGCCAAUCAUGAAGUGCACUCACAUAACCAGAUGUGCUGAUGAGCUUGUAAUCAUUUGUGGUCGCUAAAAGCAGGAGAAUGAAAGAUAACUGUGACUCACAGAUUGUCAUCCGGUCACACAGUUCUGUGUGACAUCAAAUAUUAUGAUUCGUACUCUGAUGAAACAUGAUUCAGUGGGCAGGUGGAACAUGUUUAACAAAUGUGUGUGGUGGUGGACUGACAAAUAGCCAUCUGAUUCAACCAGAAGAACCAUAAUACCUGUGAUGUACAGCUGCACCAAACAUGAUAAUUGUAAAUUUUUUGUUUGACCUUUCUAGUUGUGUUUAUUGUUGCUAUAACUCUUAAGGCUAAUGUGAAAAGUGUGUAUGUCUGAGUGAGGAAAUGAUCUAAAAUUUGGAGAUGAUUUUGUUGAAAUCCCCUGCAUCUAUUAAUAAUAAUAUGGAGGUAACAGUGGUUCGGUGGGUAGAACAGUCAUCUUCCAACCAGAAGGUUGAAAGCUUGAAUCUCGGUGCCGGUAGUCCAUGUGUCAAAGUGUCCUUGGGCAAGACACUG